Molecule: messenger RNA, 709 nt
Organism: Prorocentrum cordatum
Lineage: Eukaryota; Dinophyceae; Prorocentrales; Prorocentraceae
Source: the annotation of a GenBank genome assembly
UGAAUAUGGGAUGUUUACCUCAAGUUUUGUCGCCGCCUAUGUCGCAACAUGUAGUUGGGUUCGAUCGAAAACGAAAGGGCGGGUAUCGAGGGUUUGGGAAAUACGCGUUAUUGGACACUCGAGCAGAUGAGGGCGAACAGUCUUAAAGUGAUUGUUGUUGUUGCUGUUGCCGCAGUACCAUGUAUUGCAUUUUCGCUUACUCGCUCCCUGGCGCUGGGCUGGCCCUUACAAUCCGCCAUGUGGAACACCGCGAUCAUCCCCGUGGAUCACCGCCACCGCCACAACUUGUUCGGCACAAACCAGUGCCACUUGGACCACAUGCAUCAACAUUCUGCGGUGGCACAUCUGAGAGUGAUCGUGGCGACGCUGGCGGUGCUGCGGUGUUUGGAUUCCUGCUUGCCGUUGUCAUGGGCAUGACGAUGGUGAUGGCGGUGCUGGUUUCGGCUGAUGGGGGUCGUGCCAUUGGUGGUUUAGGUGGCAGGGGUGACGUGCGCAUAUCACCGCCACCACCUGGACCAUCACCCCACCAUCAUCGCCAGCGCCAUGAUCAGCAUUCUGCCAUGUAGUCGUGGCGCUGACGGCCCAAGCGUUGGCGGCGGCGUCGUUUGCGGCGGCGGCGGCGGAAGACCGCCCCGCCAGCUGGGGCAGGGCAGCGUGAGUCAAGAUGAUGGGACAGGCCUUGGAUAGUACAUCGUGAGGUAGAAUUGAC